CAAAAUAUAAAAUGGCGGGAGGAGGACUUCACAGUUCGGUAUUUCUUGUUAUGGUCUCUGGGCAGAUAGAAUCCGCAAGGUUUCCUGAAUUUGACGAUUUGUACUGCAAGUACAGCUUUGUUUAUGGCCAGGACUGGGUAGUUACGUCCGGUUGGGAAGAAGGAAUUUCCCAAACUACUAAAAAGAGUUUGGAUAGACGACAAGUCUUUGUUUUUAAUUUUCCUCUGGACAUCACCUUCAAAAGUACAAGUCCCUAUGGAUGGCCUCAGUUAGUGAUCAGUUGCUAUGGCUUGGAUGCUUUUGGCCAUGAUGUAGUACGAGGAUAUGGAGCUGUCCAUGUUCCUAUCUCACCAGGAAGUCAUACAAGAGAGUUACCAAUGUUUGUUCCAGAGUCAUCAUCAAAAUUUCAAAAAUUUACAAGUUGGUUCCUUGGUAGAAGACCCGAGUUUGUAGAUCCUAAAGUUGUGGCGCAAGGUGAAGGAAGAGAAGUCACCAGAGUGAGAUCACAGGGGAGUGUGAAAGUGACAUUUAGUGUUGUGACUCGCGACAUGAAGAAGUUAGGCUAUGACACAGAAGCUGCUACCGUUGCUCUUCCACAUCUAGCUUCUGGAAACACAGGAAUCACUACAAUACGACCAGAAUCCCAAGCUCAUGGAACAGAGAGUCAUUCGUAGUGAACAGUAAUACCUCUGAUGUGUCAAUAUCAGAAUGCCUAGCGUCUGCUAAAGGCUAGUUUUCUACAUCCCAAAAGAGCAUUCAAGAGGGAGCAGAAGGACAGAUGAAAUUUUUUUUCCAUAGCAGAUUAGAUCUGUGGGAGUUGACUUAUUUAUGGAAAGAAAGCUGGCUCCUUCCCAUUCAUAAGGGACCAUGAGCAGUCAGGAAUGCAAGGCUAAGUAAAUCAUUGACUGAAAAGUGAAUUUAUAUUUUCCUUAAGAGUUUUGCGAAGGGCUAAUGUGUUAACUAACUCUAACCCUGCUGAAGGUCUCAGCUUCAAGAUAACAUAAUUAUGCAUAAUUAUGCAUAAUUAUGCAGCAGCACUGAGUCCUAAGAAGGAAUUUAGAUAAGUUGCUAUCAGGGUUUCCAAUCUCAGACCUUGCAAUUCUUGGCGAUUUCAUAUUGUUGUGUUGUAGAAGAGGCUAGAAAAUGUGCAAAGUUUUUAAAGGCUUCCGCUUAGCCUUUAUUCGACCUAUAUUAAUUGUUCUGUUUUGCCGUGUUCUUGUUGCAGUUACUGUCGUGGUUUGCUUAAAGGUCCCUAUUCUUUGGUUGUCAUGUAGUGCUAACACAUUGCCCGUCAACCAAACAAGCUUUCUGAAGAAGGUGAUAAAGGGUUUAUUCGUGACGCGGGAUUAAGGCCAAAAUUCACCUGUGAAACGUGAAUUUUAUAUAAACGCGAGUGUGAUUCGUGAAUUUAUGAUUCAGCGUGACGCGUGAUUUCCUGAAUUAUACGGGACCUUGGACUUUUCCUUCUGUUCGUGAAAACCUCAAGAUUUCUCUGAAACGUUGUACGCAAGAAGAGAGAUUUGAAGUUUUCCCUUUAAUGUA
Stylophora pistillata is the source of this 1542-nucleotide messenger RNA. Its product is annotated as B9 domain-containing protein 1. The record is from RefSeq and is a predicted model, not a curated record. NCBI's taxonomy places the organism in Eukaryota, Metazoa, Cnidaria, Anthozoa, Scleractinia, Pocilloporidae. Gene Ontology annotation, biological process: cilium assembly. Gene Ontology annotation, cellular component: MKS complex.